Molecule: messenger RNA, 1763 nt
Organism: Rhipicephalus sanguineus (brown dog tick)
Lineage: Eukaryota; Metazoa; Arthropoda; Arachnida; Ixodida; Ixodidae
Exons: 4
Coding region: 169-654 (161 amino acids)
Source: RefSeq, a predicted model, not a curated record
GAGUUCGCCAACGGUGCUCACGCCUAAGCAAACAGUCAUUUGGCGGGUUUGCGUGUUGGGCAGAUGACAGUAGCCGGAUCUUCGGCGUCGGCAGUGACGACAGAGGACUCUCUAUAUACAAGACAGCCGCGAACACGCGCAGCGAGCCGAUAAUUCUGCGGCGCGGACAUGACUCGGAGGAUGUUCCUCUCUCUGUUCGUCGUCUCCGCCGUAUUCCUGAGCGCCAAGGCUCAGGAUGGCAACGAAUGCAGCUGCGCGGUGAUGUUGGAGCGGGAGGGCGCCGAGCCGGAGCAGCUGUACAAGGAGAGCACCUCCAUAGUGGGCAGCCUGUGCACCGACGCCGACUUGGAGUUUUGCAGCCAGUUCUGCAAGAAAGAGAUGGCGGCAUUCACCGGCAGCCUAGAUGCGAUGUACGCACCCACGAACGUGUCCGUUGGCCAAAGCCUGUGCGACAUGGCGAAGAAGCCGGUGGCCGGCGGCAUCGUUAAGGUGGUAGCCUUCGUGUGCGAUCAGGAAGCGCGCGACAUUGACGCGCAGCAACCGCACAAACUUUGUUGCGACAAGGCGGUGCGCUGGGAGCCCUGCAAAGGCGGGAGCAGCGGCGUUGGUGGCAACACCGGCGGUAGUACCACAAAAACAACUCGACGAUCGUAGCCUACUAGACAGCGCAACGCGUAUUGGGCGUCCGAUAUCCGCGGCAUGGAGCCUUCUCCACGCCGCCUGUCUUGGAAGCCCCACAACUCUGCAGUGUGUAUUCUCUGAAGACACCUCCUAUACGUAGCACCGUCACCUGUGCACUCGUAUCUCUGUUUUCAUACUAUUUGGAGUGGCGUUCUCAUUGCCAAGCACUGUGUAUAGCGAGCGAUCGAACUUGAAAGCAUAUAGUCGUGUGUAGUCUUACGGUCGUAUAAACUUCAAGUAGUAGACAUACGACCACCGCACAGGCGCCAGCAAAAUAGGCAGGAUAUGAUGCAAGACGAACGCAUUACUGACGAUAAUCUGAUAUUUUACUGAAAUCGUACAGGUUCCAGGAAAAAAAAGAAGGUUGGAUACUGAAGUUGCCAUGGCUUUGCGUAACCGUGGAGGUGUGGCUGCAGGUCAUUGCAAGGGGCGAAACUCUAAUGUUAUCAUCCGUUCUUCCUGGAAUACUUCAGACGAUACAUAUCGGCACUAUCUUACUUCUUGUGCAAUACGUCUGAAUGACGUGCGACUGCCACUUGCGAUAAUGUCGCUUGGAGGCGCGUCAGAAAAGCAAUGCCAAGUAUCGAAGUCAGCCGACAUGAUGCAUCAGAGGUGGGUAGGGCUUACGGGAAAAAAAAAAAAAAAAAAAGAAGACGAAAGUAAAGCUCCGUUGGCUACCGUCGGCAACGAUCGCUUAUCCUGCACUUAUUUUCGAUAGCCUACCAUACGUAUGCGCUUCCCUGUUGCGGUCUUCUCGACUGGGUAAUCCACAAUUACGUGCAGCCUUCGCGGCAGUCUGUGCCGAAUUACACAAACCUUCGACCUAAUGAUCAUCCCAUGCUGCUCCAUGAACGGGGUGACAAAUAAAAGUUCGUUGUGCGUAUAGUCAUCCUUGUUUUCGUUUCAUCCAAUAAAUGCAUCGUGAAAGUGCACGGUGUGUUGUGAAGGCCUCUGGAUAUAUAACGAUGACACUCAGUCAAAAUUCUUGUUUCUUCUCGCUUUUGUGACUGCUGAAUAAAGAGACGGUGCUGUGUAAAUAAAGUACAAUAAAUAUUCCGUUGGCAACAUGUGGAUGUCAUGUA